AUGGCUCUUGAUGACCUGCUGCUGUUCAUCGACCACAAGUCAAGACUCGUGCGGAUCGGUGCUUCUUCUGUGUUGGCAGGGCUGUCCGCAUCGAGGUCUGGCAGGCAGGCUCUGAUCGACUGUAAGGCUGAUGCUAUCGAGAAGAUAGUGAACAGGAUCAACGACGAUCACGAUGCAGCUCUCACAGCGAUCUUGGCGUCAUUGGUGAACCUCUGUGAGGAGGAGGAGGCAGCUGUCCGCGUGGCGAAGGCUGGGGCAGGGGAGAAGACCAUGAAGAAGAUUGUGAGUGCUCUUGAGGUCGGGACUCGUCUGCCUGAUGGAGCUCCAAAACUCCUCGUCAACAUCAGCAGAGUGUUUGAAGGCAGGAAGAGGAUGCUGGGCUAUGUGUCGGACGGGUCGAGCGAGGAGAGGAAGAAAGAGAUACUGCAGCUCCUGCAUCACUUUGAGGAGUCAAGGAAGCAGAAGGACAACGACUUGUCGUUCCUCGCUCUCUUCUUCGAGAACAUCUCGCAGGAGGUCAUGGGCGCUAACCUGCUCUGCGACGAGAACGAGGGCUUCAAGCUUGGGAUCGUGGCCAAGGGUCUGGCCGAAGACAACAAGGAGAGACAGCUCGGGGCUGCAGGCACGGUGAAGAACUGUGCCUUCUUCACGGAGCUGCACAGAGGAAUAGCAGAGCAUGCAGAAGUCGCCGCUCUGUUGGUACUGCCUCUGGUGGGAGAGUCAUCUAGCUUCGAGGACGACGAUAUGAACGGCAUGUAUGCCGGGCUGGCGUCCAAGUGCAGGAUCGGAGGGAAAAUCUCGGAUGACAAGGAGCUGCGGAGGAUGAUCUAUGAGGGUCUUCUCCUCUUCUGCAGGUCCAAGGAUGGAAGAGAAUUCCUGAGGAAGACGAAAGUUUAUCCGGUGAUAAGGGAGGUACACAAGUUUGAAGAAGCAUUUGAAAUACCCGAUGAAGACCACAUCGAGAUGAUCGAGAGGAUUGUUGAGCAAACCAUGCUGCUGGAUGAAGUUGAGGACGCUGUGGACUAA
Messenger RNA from Guillardia theta CCMP2712, 1026 nucleotides. RefSeq lists its product as hypothetical. Lineage: Eukaryota; Cryptophyceae; Pyrenomonadales; Geminigeraceae. Bases 1 to 1026 code for a protein of 341 amino acids. The transcript is spliced from 2 exons. The record is from RefSeq and is a predicted model, not a curated record.